AUGGUGAGGGGUUCACUAUGGUCACAAAAAAAAGCUGGAAAUGCAGGGACUGCUACUGUGAAGGGGUACGGUACAGGUGAUAUUCAUCCCAAUGUUUCUGGAAGCAAAGGUAGUAAUUGGAAUGGAGGGAAUAACAAAAGAGGAAUCUAUAAUAGUGUUAAUAAGGGUAAUAAAGGUUGGAAUAACAGAAGUCAUAGUGGGAAUUGGAAUAGGGGGAGUGUUAGCCAUUGGAAUCAUCAAAAGAAACACGAGUUUGUUGCUGCAAAUAAUAAAUCUUUCAUUGUAGAUAAGCAGGGGCAUAAUGGGAAAGAGAAUAAGCAGGGGCAGUCUUCUCCUGAUUCUAUGGAAAAGAUAUCAGCAGAAUCCUGUCCUACUUCUGAUCUGUUGGUCAAUAAUUCUGACAGUGGUCAAACUGAGGCUAUAGAAUCUAAGUGUGAUACCAGGGUGAAUUCCAAUCUUGAGAACCAUGAUUGUUUAAAUCCUAUGAAUGACAUCCUUGAGCUUAGAGAAGUCAAGAAACAUGGGAGAAAAGAGAGAAGGCACAAGGAAGCCCAGGAUGUGCUUGCAGCUGCAACUACUGCUGCUGCAGCUUCUUCCAGGCUUUCAUCUUUUAGGAAAGAUACACUUGAAGAAUCCGCUCACCAUGAAGUAGUUGACUCUCAUUUUGUUAGAUAA
Molecule: messenger RNA, 675 nt
Organism: Lactuca saligna
Lineage: Eukaryota; Viridiplantae; Streptophyta; Magnoliopsida; Asterales; Asteraceae
Source: the annotation of a GenBank genome assembly